AUGCAGCUUGCUUCGUUCUUCUUCAUCUGUUGGGCCACCAGCGCCCUCUUCUAUCUGUACAGCGCUCUCCUUGGAGCCCCUGGAUAUGCGGCUCCCUUCGUUCUGGUACUUUUUCUGCUUGCGUACCUCUUCCAGCCCUUCAACAUUUGUCAUUACAGAGCUCGACGCUGGCUCAUCCGAAUUUUGUAUACUUCUGGUUAA
Molecule: messenger RNA, 201 nt
Organism: Protopolystoma xenopodis
Lineage: Eukaryota; Metazoa; Platyhelminthes; Monogenea; Polystomatidea; Polystomatidae
Source: the annotation of a GenBank genome assembly